CAUCAGUCGUUCCGAGGCAGCGUCCCAGAGAAGUCACCUCCGGCCAGACAAGUCAUUUCAUUUGCGACCGAAAAUGCGCGAGAUUAUCAACAUUCACAUCGGACAAGCCGGUGUCCAGAUGGGCGCGGCUUGUUGGGAAUUGUACUGCUUAGAACACAACAUCAACCCGGACGGAACGCUGAAUGCUAGCGGAGAUGUCAAGGACCAAGGAUUCAACACGUUCUUCUCCGCAACCGGAGAAGGACGCCACGUUCCUCGAGCGUUAUUCGUCGACUUGGAGCCUACGGUGGUCGAUGAGCUCAAGACUGGUCACUACAGACAACUCUUCCAUCCAGAGAUGCUGAUCUCGGGCAAGGAGGACGCUGCCAAUAACUACGCUCGAGGGCACUACACUAUCGGCAAGGAAGUUAUUCAGAGCACUCUCGAUAGGGUCCAGAAGAUGGCCGAUCAAUGUGAAGGGCUCCAGGGAUUCCUCAUUUUCCACUCGUUCGGAGGUGGUACCGGAUCAGGAUUCACUUCGCUGCUCAUGGAGAACAUCGCACAAGAUUUCGGCAAGAAAUGUCGUCUGGGAUUCGCUAUCUAUCCCGCACCCCAAGUCUCGACGGCCGUGGUCGAGCCCUACAACUCGGUCUUGACCACGCACGCAACGCUCGAACACGCCGAUUGCGUUUUCAUGAUGGAUAACGAGGCUAUCUACAAUAUCUGCAGACGCAACCUAGGCGUCGAACGACCGACCUACAAGAACCUCAACCGACUCAUCAGCCAAGCCGUGUCGGCUAUAACGGCUUCGCUCCGUUUCUCCGGUGCACUGAACGUCGAUUUGAACGAAUUCCAAACGAAUCUCGUGCCGUACCCGAGGAUCCACUUCCCAUUAGUGACGUAUGCUCCGAUUAUCUCGGCCGACAAGGCCCAUCACGAGCAACACAACGUGCUCGAGAUAACGAACGCUUGUUUCGAACCCCACAACCAGCUCGUGGUUUGCGAUCCGCGCAACGGAAAAUACAUGGCUUGCUGCUUGCUGUACCGCGGCGAUGUCGUACCGAAAGACGUCAACGCCACCAUAGCCGGUAUCAAGCAAAAGCGUUCGGUUCAAUUCGUGGACUGGUGUCCGACGGGCUUCAAGGUUGGGAUCAACUACCAACCUCCCGCCGUGAUCCCAGGAGGGGAUCUGGCAAAGGUUCCGAGAGCUGUGACGAUGCUCUCGAACACGACAGCGAUCAGAGAAGCAUGGGAACGACUGAAUCGCAAGUACGAUCUCAUGUACUCGAAACGUGCCUUCGUUCAUUGGUACGUCGGUGAAGGCAUGGAAGAAGGAGAGUUCUCCGAAGCGCGGGAAGAUCUCGCUGCUCUAGAGAAAGACUACGAAGAAGUCGGAGCCGAAUCUAGGAGCGACGGUGAAGAAGUAGAUGAACAAGGGGAAUACUGAAUUCUUCGAUCUCUAACAUAAGGAUAAAACUCCAUAAUUUUAUAUAAACCUAACGGAUGAAAUUCCGAAAACAA
Molecule: messenger RNA, 1500 nt
Organism: Galendromus occidentalis (western predatory mite)
Lineage: Eukaryota; Metazoa; Arthropoda; Arachnida; Mesostigmata; Phytoseiidae
Product: tubulin alpha-8 chain
Exons: 3
Coding region: 74-1426 (450 amino acids)
Biological process (GO): microtubule-based process
Cellular component (GO): microtubule
Molecular function (GO): structural constituent of cytoskeleton; GTP binding
Source: RefSeq, a predicted model, not a curated record